UGACAAAACGGCGCUCAGUUGUUGAACUAAAAUCGAAUCCGACGGUCGCAUAAACUUGGGCUUGGCAUUCGCGAAGGCAAGCCAACGGAAAGCACCUUCAUUCUCGCACCUAAUUGAAGGCCAAUCGAUUUAAGUACCUAAAGCACAAAAUACCAUCUAAAAAAGAUGUUGAAGUUGGCUACUGCUUUAAGCCUUUUACUCCUGAUCCUGGCUUUUGGCUGGGCUGAACUUGAGGGACCCCGGGAAAAGCGUCAGUCGAACAAGCUUCACGUAACGCUGCUCUACGAGUCCUUGUGUCCGGACAGCCGGAACUUCAUGCAUCAGCUGGGACCCGUUUACGAGGAGUUCCAGGACUACAUUGACAUUCUGCUGGUGCCCUUCGAAUCCCAGUCGGAGCGGAAUGGAGCCAUCUUCCACUGCCAACACGGACCGGCCGAAUGCAAGGGUAAUCGCCUCCAGAGUUGCGUCAUCAACAGCACCGGAAACCAGGCGGCCCAGGUGAAGUUCGUGGUCUGCCAGAUGCUGGCUCCGGACUACUCCCGCAUCGAUGAGUGUGCCAAUGAGGCGGGUCUGCUCACCGAUGUGGUCCACUGCCUGUCCAGCGAGACGGGCACCAAGCUGCAGCUGCAGGCGGAGCUGGUGACCAAACAGUACAGCCACUUCAUUCCCACCAUCGUUUACAAUGGCGUCUUCGAUCAGCAGCUGCAGGACCAUUCGCUGCGCGAUUUCCGCGGCACGGUUUGCUACUUGUUGCGUCAACAAAACUUGCUGCCCAGCAGCAGCACAAUCUGCCAGUAGAUCUGCUAAAUGUUCAAUGUAACUGCCUCAAGUUUGGAAUGAAAUUAAAAUUGAGAAACUGGUUUCUUUAACCGAACAAGAA
This is a messenger RNA of Drosophila suzukii, 880 nucleotides long. Its product is annotated as gamma-interferon-inducible lysosomal thiol reductase. Gene Ontology annotation, molecular function: oxidoreductase activity, acting on a sulfur group of donors, disulfide as acceptor. The record is from RefSeq and is a predicted model, not a curated record. NCBI's taxonomy places the organism in Eukaryota, Metazoa, Arthropoda, Insecta, Diptera, Drosophilidae.